Messenger RNA from Polypterus senegalus (gray bichir), 1368 nucleotides. RefSeq names its product uroplakin-3b-like. NCBI's taxonomy places the organism in Eukaryota, Metazoa, Chordata, Cladistia, Polypteriformes, Polypteridae. The transcript has 6 exons. The record is from RefSeq and is a predicted model, not a curated record. Bases 120 to 836 code for a protein of 238 amino acids.
UACUGAACCGCAAAAGUACCGGGCAGGUCUGCUUCUUUAGAUGCGUCCAAUAUCUCGACUGUCACUUUUUCUGUAGAUUCUUGCAGUCGUGAUAAGUGGGCUAUCCAGCUGAAUCGCACAUGGAUCUAUACGUCUGGACGGUACUGGUUCUAUUGUCAGUGGUCCCCAUCAGUGACCAAGUCAUUCAGAAAGUUCCUUAUAUACCACAAAUCACCUCAUCUGCCUAUGUAGGACGGAUAACUGCAACAACAUUUACAUUGGGAAGUCCUAUAAAUUUCUUCAAUUUCGCAGCGCUACGCUGUACCGCAGGGUGUCAGGUCUGGCUGGCUGUCGCCCAAAGUUCAACAGAAAAAAAUAAUUAUGAUAAUCAAAAAAUAAACGCUUUCUCAAAAAUAACCUCUCCUCCUAAUAUGACUUUUGUGGGUAUUCAGACCACCGUUACCAGUGCCCCAGACAACAUUCUCCUUAGAGUUUUCAGACCUGGGCCUUUGAGUACAGGCUCUAAGUUCAGUGCAAAGUAUUUUGUUGUCGAUACCGAUAAAAUAGUUGCUGAGACUGAUUGGUCACCGGAUAUCAGCCUUAUAACACCUCAGGACCCUGCAAGCAUUGACACAUGGUUUGGAAAAAGGUCUGGAGGAAUGGUGGUCAUUACUGUCAUCCUGUCUGUCCUGACAGCGAUCCUGCUUUUGCUGUUUUUACUCAUGCUUUAUCUCACUUGUUCUAGCCAUUACAGAGGAAAAGAGAACAUUACCUCCUCUAUGAUGAACAUCAAGGAGUACAGUACCCACUAUCAUACAUCCAUAAUAGGCAACCCGUCAGCUGUCCCGUCUUCCUGAGGCACUGACACAGCACAUCUUUAGCUCUGGACUCAUGAAGUGUACUGCUGCUCGUACACUGACCAACUUCUUCUGUUCCUGUUUGCAUAGGGUUUCUUUCCAGACAGUGGCUGAGUUGGGUCUAGUUUGUCAGUCUUGCUUCUUAUGCUCAAUUUGUGGAUUUAAAGGACAUCACAAAAUAAUGAAGAGCAUUCUAGCUCAUGAGAAACUGAAUCCCAUGGUUGGAAGGCUUAAUUUCAUAAAUGUACAAAUGUUUUUAAUUUCCCUAUUUUAUAUGUAUAUGUAAAAUGCUCUAUACUCUUUAAAUGGAAAGGCUGUCUCUUUAAUUUUUCUAAAGGAUGGGCGCUUUAUGAAGAUGAAGAAGUUUCAUGAAACAAGAUGUUUUAAUUCAUCAUAAACUUCUGAUGGACACUACUUUCAUGUGUAUUAUGAAACAGUUUUAUUUUUCUGUUUUCGGUACAUAUUUGUUUAAAUUGUUGCCUAGUAUUACAUUUCCAAUUUCUAUAAAUAAAAUAUCAAAGAAACCCAACAA